UUCACACAAACGUAGCUCGCUCCCUCUCGAUGCUCCUCCCCCUCCCCCUCGUCUCCGUCCCCGCUCUAGGGUUUCGAUCGAAACCCUAGCUCCCACUCUCUUCGAUCGUAGCACUCGCUCUCGUCUCCGAUCGCAACGACGCAGGUGGAUCGCUCGAACUACGCGACUCUGCUCAUUCUCAGCUCAUCUUUCUCGAAUGCGCCUAGUUUUCGAUCGUCAUCUCUAGACAUCUCGAUUGUUGGAAAGUAGUGAACUCUUAAUAUCAACCAUCAAUGCUGCCUUCAGCUAAUAUGGAUUCACCACCAAUCAGUGACAACAAAAUGGAUGAGCCAUCACCAUCUGUAGCUGAGUCCGCUCUCUCAAAAUUCGAAGAUAGGACAAGAUUGCUUAACAUUGAGCGUCACGUAUCUUGUGAAGCGAAGUCCUUUCUUGAUAUUUCUCUUGCCAGUAGAUCCCACCACUAUAUUUCCAAGCACCUUGAGAAUGUAAGAAUUGAGGAUGUUCCAGAGGAUGUAGGUUCUCCUGUCAAGGGAUCUUUCUCGAACACUCCAAAUCUCAAUAGCUUUGACACACAUUUAAUCAGAACUGAAGCUUGGGAAGCCUUAAAGCGCUCAUUGGUGUACUAUAGAGGUCAACCAGUUGGAACAAUUGCUGCGGCGGACCAUUCUGAAGAUGCACUUAAUUAUAAUCAGGUUUUUGUGAGGGACUUCAUUCCUAGCGGCUUGGCGUUUCUGAUGAAUGGUGAGCCAGAAAUAGUCAAGAACUUUCUCCUAACGACUCUCCGCCUCCAAUUAUGGGAGAAGAUGAUUGACAAAUUCAAGCUAGGUGCAGGCGUGAUGCCAGCGAGUUUCAAAGUUCUUCGUAAUCCUAUAACCCAUCGUGAAGAGCUAUUAGCUGAUUUUGGGGGUAGUGCUAUUGGAAGAGUUGCGCCGGUAGAUUCCGUUUUUUGGUGGAUAAUAUUACUUCGUGCUUACACAAAGUCUACUGGGGACUCAUCCUUGGCUGAAAUGCCCGACUGCCAAAGAGGAAUGAGACUUAUUCUAAUGCUGUGUCUGUCUGAUGGAUUUGAUACAUUUCCUACCUUGCUUUGUGCCGAUGGGUGUUGUAUGGUUGAUCGCAGAAUGGGAAUUUAUGGUUAUCCAAUUGAAAUACAAGCUCUAUUCUUUAUGGCCCUAAGAUGUGCAUUGAUUAUGCUAAAGCAAGACAAUGAGGGAAAGCUAUUUGUGGAACCAAUUACAAAACGGCUUCAAGCCCUAAGCUAUCACUUACGAACUUACUUCUGGCUUGACUUUCAUCAGCUUAAUGUCAUUUACCGUUACAAGACAGAGGAGUACUCUCACACUGCCGUGAACAAAUUUAAUGUGAUGCCCGAUUCUCUCCCUGAAUGGGUAUUCGAUUUUAUGCCGAAUCAGGGUGGUUACUUCAUUGGGAAUGUCAGUCCUGCCAGAAUGGACUUCCGCUGGUUCUGCUUGGGAAACUGCCUUGCGAUUUUAUCCUCAUUGGCAACUCCAGAACAAGCUGCAGCCAUAAUGGAUCUUUUUGAGGCAAGAUGGACAGAGUUGAUUGGGGAAAUGCCUUUGAAAGUUUGCUAUCCAGCCAUAGAAGGUCAUGACUGGCAAAUCACCACUGGGUGCGAUCCAAAGAAUACUAGGUGGAGCUAUCAUAAUGGAGGCUCUUGGCCAGUGCUUCUGUGGGUAUUCACGGCUGCAUGCAUCAAGACGGGGCGGCCUCAAAUGGCGCGACGUGCGAUUGAGCUGGCGGAGAGCAGGAUGUUGAAGGACAGCUGGCCCGAGUACUAUGACGGAAAGCUGGGGCGGUACGUGGGGAAGCAGGCGCGCAAGUUCCAGACGUGGUCCAUCGCCGGCUACCUCGUGGCCAAGGCGAUGCUCGACGACCCGACCCAUCUGGGAAUGAUCGCCCUUGAGGAGUACCAGCAGACGCAGCCUUGUCUGAGGCGAUCGUCUUCAUGUUGAGCACCGCGUUAUGCUCAGUUUUGAAUAGGUGUGAGAAUGCCUUAGUGCCUUAGUCCGGAAAAAUAUAUUCUUCAAUGAUGAUAAAAUUCAUAGGAUACCCUUAGUUCCAAUAUGCUGCAUUUUGCGUGACUUUUGGUAAAUUUGUUACAAG
This is a messenger RNA of Ananas comosus (pineapple), 2124 nucleotides long. Its product is annotated as probable alkaline/neutral invertase F. The record is from RefSeq and is a predicted model, not a curated record. Gene Ontology annotation, biological process: sucrose catabolic process. Bases 273 to 1973 code for a protein of 566 amino acids. Gene Ontology annotation, molecular function: sucrose alpha-glucosidase activity; endo-alpha-N-acetylgalactosaminidase activity. The transcript is spliced from 6 exons. NCBI's taxonomy places the organism in Eukaryota, Viridiplantae, Streptophyta, Magnoliopsida, Poales, Bromeliaceae.